Marmota flaviventris (yellow-bellied marmot) is the source of this 1810-nucleotide messenger RNA. It is a transcript of the gene Nbl1, whose product is annotated as NBL1, DAN family BMP antagonist. The record is from RefSeq and is a predicted model, not a curated record. Lineage: Eukaryota; Metazoa; Chordata; Mammalia; Rodentia; Sciuridae. Gene Ontology annotation, biological process: animal organ morphogenesis. Gene Ontology annotation, molecular function: receptor ligand activity; BMP binding.
UGUCAGGGAAGGAAGGGAGACAGGACUCUGGAGGUUGCGGGCACGAUGCUGCAGGUCCUGGUGGGGGCUGUCUUCCCUGCCAUGCUAUUGGCCGCCCCCCCGCCCAUCAACAAGCUGGCCCUGUUCCCAGACAAGAGUGCCUGGUGCGAAGCCAAGAACAUCACCCAGAUUGUGGGCCACAGCGGCUGUGAGGCCAAGUCCAUCCAGAACAGGGCGUGCCUAGGACAGUGCUUCAGCUACAGCGUCCCCAACACCUUCCCGCAGUCCACAGAGUCCCUGGUGCACUGUGACUCCUGCAUGCCAGCCCAGUCCAUGUGGGAGAUUGUGACCUUGGAGUGCCCCGGCCAUGAGGUGGUGCCCCGGGUGGACAAGCUGGUGGAGAAGAUCCUGCACUGCAGCUGCCAGGCCUGCGGCAAGGAGCCCAGCCACGAGGGGCUGAGCGUCUAUGUGCAGGGCGAGGACGCGCCCGGCGCCCAGCCUGGCUCCCAGCCCCACCCGCACCCUCACCCCCACCCCGGUGGGCAGACCCCGGAGCCCGAGGAGCCUCCGGGUGCCCCCCAUGCUGAGGAAGAGGGGGCUGAGGACUGAGGCCUCCGGCUCCGCUCCCCUCCCAGCCCCCUGUGGGAUGCCGGGUCUCAGCCUCCGGGGAAGAGGGAGCGGAGAGGCGGAAGCCCCCAGCUUUGGCACUGGACGGACUUGGAUUCAGACUUGGACUUGGAAUGCUGCCCGUUGCCAUGGAGACCUGAAGGGGCGGGGCUGGAGCCAUGCUGCACAAUUUAAUAUAUUCAAGUGUCAGGGGCAGAAGCAGAGGUCUGCGGGGCUCUUUUUGGAAAGUGUUGGGGGGGGGUCUUCCUUUCUGCCUUCUAGUGAUGUGCCCUUGGGAGGGGGAGGAAUUUAGCUAAGCUGCUGAGGAGGGGGUCAGGCCCUCCGAGAUAGCAGGCCCAGGCCCAGGUCCUCAAAGCCCCUGGUGGGGCAGGAUCCCCCGGGGUGGGCGCAUGUUGCAGCCAGAGCCCUGGGCUGAGCGUGGGGGAGGGGCGGCUGGGCCAGGGAGAUGGCUGGCAGAAGCCGGAAGCUCCAGCCCCGAAGGUUUCCCCAGAGGCCUCCCCUGCACCCCCAUCCCCAGGAAAGCAGCUCUCCCAGGGCCGGAAGUGGCUCCCUCAAUGGAGUGGUUUGGGAGUCAGGCCAGGGCAGGCCCCUCCUGACUCGGGGCCCCAGAGCCAGCAGCCAGGCUCUCUGGGCCUGGCAUGGGCUUCCUUGGGUGCCUGGGUGUGGGGAGAAGCGGGGGUCAAAGGAAGAAUCUUCCCGGGCCAGGGGGAGGGCAAGCCCCAGGCCACCCCUGAAGAAGACCAUCCCUCCCUCCUCUCCCCCAAGUUCUAGGCCCUUCACAAAGCUGAUGGGAACCAGCCCUUCCGUCUGGGGGAAGGUCCUUCUAACUUUCUGGAUGUCCCUCCCCCAGAGGCUUAGAGGAGGCCCUGAGUGGACACUGUGGCACCUCUGGGAAACCAGGACGAGGAGGCCUGUGGGCAGCCGGCCGGCCUCACCCUCCAGCUCCCGUCCCGCCCCCCCCCCCCCCAGCUGCACUUUAACCCUAGAGGGGUGUGGGACCAAGGGGCGCAGGGGGGUGGAGAAGACCCUCCCAGGCCCCCGAACUGCCUGUGCUGCUCUUGUGUCCGGGCCGCUGCCUGCCCUCGACCCCUGCCUGGGUGCCUGCUCCAUGGCUGUCCCUGUCCUGACGAGAGCUUCCAGAGCUUGUAACCAGUAGUGGUCUCCCUACGGACCCCGACUUAUGAAUAAACGCCUUCCAGCCUGC